AGACCUCGAUAACGAGCCAUUCACAAACCGACACCGGAAAUAGCAAACCCAACAUAACCCUUUAACUUGUCAUUUUCUAUAAAGGCAGAUCUCCUCGUCUGCUGGACCCGAUACUUUUGCAGGUAUCGGUAUCUUGCCAGUGCGGGGGUUCAUAUUUCGGAUUAGCCACAAUUCCCCAUCCUAGAGCUUUCUUCAUCCCUCUUUCCGCCAGACCCCCAUAACGCCUCUCUUGGGGCAGGGACUGUUACACAUAUCGAUCUUCACCACCUUGCUGGCGUAGGCUGCUAGCUCUCAUCUGCCAUCGCCAAAUCGGGCCUUCCUCUAUCUCAGGCGGACACCGCAUUGUUCGUCUGGGUGGAAGAUUGUGCUUCAGUAAAUAAAAGAAGUUUUCGCUCGUGUCCAGGGUCUUCUACAAAAACGGAACAAAGAACCUUCAUUUCAUAUCCCUUUUACUUACCUUGUUCUCUUUGUUGGAUUUGGAACUAAAAAUCCCUUUUGACGGUUACGGAUAUGGUGAACAUUGAGAUUCCGAAGAAUUAUACGGCGUCACCAUCCUCAUUCAUGGGGACGUCGUCGUUGACAAUUAAUCAUGAGGCUACCUUGGAUCUCGAUUCGAGCAAUGCCUUUGAAGGGCCCGAAAAGCUUUUGGAGGUGUGGUUUGGUCCGUCUCCUCGGGACUUUCUCGGAUCAACGGAGCCAAAAGGCCUCAAAGUCGUUCCGGUAGAGAUAUGGAAGGAUAUGCUUGACCUUGUCAGCUGCAAGGUCUUGUCAAUCAUCGAAUCCGACGAUGUCGACGCUUACCUGCUCUCCGAAUCCAGCAUGUUUGUAUUCCCCCACAAGCUCAUUCUCAAAACCUGUGGAACCACUACCCUACUGUCUGGAUUGCCUCGCAUCCUCGAGAUUGCGGCCUUGUACGCUGGUUUCCCCAAAAACACCGCCCCUGCUUCUCUUGGGAUCAAGACUGCGGCUGCUCCGUACCGCGUCUUCUAUAGUAGAAAAAACUUUUUGUUCCCCGAUCGCCAGCGCGGUCCCCAUCGUAGCUGGCGCGAUGAGGUUAAGGCGAUGGACCAGCUAUUCCUUGGAGGCAGCGCAUACAUGAUUGGCAAAAUGAAUGGAGAACAUUGGUACCUCUAUCUGACGGAGCCGUAUACUGUGUUGACCCCACCUUCCACGCCAAGCAAUGAUACCGCUGUGAAGGUCCUUGACUUCCCCGAGCAUCCCAAGACAAUUGCCGCCUCUGCUGCGAAUUCAACUCAGGAACAAGAGGAGGAUGACGAGACUCUCGAAAUACUGAUGACUGACCUGGACGAGGAGAAUGCUAAGCAAUUCUACCUCGACCAUGCGAGUGCGGUCGCAACAGAAGGCCAUCAUCGGUAUAAAUACCAGCGUCAAGCUAAAAACAACAUCAACCAGGAUGAUGAACAUCUGGAUGUAUUCAGCAACACCUCCGACUCAAGCGAUGACCUGGGCUCAGAUAUGGAUCAACAAUCCUUGCCUCCCGAACUCACCACAGAAGGCCACGGUCUUGGAACCGUCGUUGCUGAAUCAUGCGGUCUCUCCGACAUCUAUCCAACAAGCAAAUACCCUGGUGCGCGCGUUGAUGCGUAUCUAUUCACGCCGUGCGGAUUCUCCGCAAACGGUGUCGUACCGGCUCCCCCUUCCGACACGAACGCAACAUCCAAGCCCAUCUCCGGCUCCCAUUACUUCACCGUCCAUGUGACCCCGGAACCCCAUUGCUCCUACGCCUCCUUCGAAACUAACGUUCCCCAACUCCAAAGCGGGCGCGGAGCCUCCGAAAUCGUCGAGCAUGUCGUAGACAUUUUCAAACCGGGUCGUUUCAGCGUGACACUGUUUGAGGCUAAGAAGCGGCCUGAUACCAAUGCUACCAACAAUAACAGUACCGAUAAUACUAACGAUGUCAAUGGUGCUGUAUCUGCUUCCAACAGGAAUGCAAAUGGCGAAAGCUACCAGUCUCAUGGCGAUCAGCGGCAGCUGAAACGCAACCAAAACGCGGCUGUUCGCGAUGAGAAGAUGGAGCGGAUCCCUGGCUACCGUCGUGUUGAUCGCAUCGUGCAUGAUUUGGAUGGGUAUGAUCUUGUCUUCCGCUACUAUGAGCGGAAUGACUGGAGAGGCGGCGCGCCGCGCAUUGGGGAACAUGUGCUUUAAGGGAAAUGGAGAAUGGAGAGUGAGGGAUGGUUUGUGAAAUGGAAAAAAAAAUUUCCUAUAAUCUUUCGGCUUUUGCUUUCUUAUCUGCUUAGCUUGAUUUCAAUCUUCUUUGAUGCUCGAUACUAUCUAUGGAUAGCUCCACAUCUCAAUGAUUUCGCCUUCAACCUUGAUUGUGCUUUCAUUUUCUCCUUUGCUUUUCUAUUGAAAUCAAAACAAACUUUUUAUUUGUUUUCGGGUUAAUCCUUUUUUUUUUUCAAUUUCCUCUCUUGAAAGGUUUUCUCUGACGAACAAAAAUCAUUCCACUCAUUUGAAAUUCAAAGCUGUUUGUUAGCUUUACACGAUUUCAAUCCCUUUUGCCAGCCUUCACUUGUAGGUUGAAUGUCAGUCAAUAAAUAUAAAUCAAUAAUGAACUA
Histoplasma capsulatum G186AR is the source of this 2579-nucleotide messenger RNA. RefSeq names its product S-adenosylmethionine decarboxylase proenzyme. Lineage: Eukaryota; Fungi; Ascomycota; Eurotiomycetes; Onygenales; Ajellomycetaceae. The coding region runs from base 511 to 2166 and encodes 551 amino acids. Gene Ontology annotation, molecular function: adenosylmethionine decarboxylase activity. The transcript has 2 exons. The record is from RefSeq and is a predicted model, not a curated record. Gene Ontology annotation, biological process: spermidine biosynthetic process; spermine biosynthetic process. Gene Ontology annotation, cellular component: cytosol.